AUGGCGUCGUCGUCAUCUGAGGUUCCCGCUUCGGCGGUCCUCCAGGCCGAGUCCUUCCCCGACGGAACCAAGGACUAUGUCGCCAUCCGCAAGAAGAACUGGGACAUCAAGAAGCCCCAUAUCACCGACCAGCCCAUCACCGCCAAGAACUGGUACAAGCACGUCAACUGGCUCAACACCACAUUCAUCAUCUUCAUUCCCCUCACGGGCCUCAUCUCCUCGUACUGGGUACCGCUUCAGAUGAAGACGGCCGUCUUCACUGUGCUCUACUACUUUUUCGCUGGCCUCGGUAUCACCGCCGGCUACCAUCGCCUGUGGGCUCACACCUCCUACAAGGCCACCCUUCCCCUCAAGAUCUUCCUUGCCGCUGGUGGCGCCGCCGCUGUCGAGGGCAGCGCUCGGUGGUGGUCCAGUCUCCAUCGUUCGCACCACCGUUACACCGAUACCGAGAAGGAUCCUUACUCCGUCCGCAAAGGUCUGCUCUACAGCCACAUCGGCUGGAUGGUCAUGAAGCAGAACCCCCGCCGUAUCGGCCGUACCGACAUCACCGAUCUCAACGAUGACGCCGUUGUCGUUUGGCAGCACCGCAACUACAUCAAGUCGGUCAUCACCAUGGCUCUGAUUGUUCCCACCCUCGUUUGCGGUCUCGGCUGGAACGACUGGACCGGUGGCUUCGUCUAUGCCGGUAUCCUCCGCAUCUUUUUCAUUCAGCAGGCCACCUUCUGCGUCAACUCCCUCGCCCACUGGCUCGGCGACCAGCCCUUUGAUGACCGCAACUCACCGAGAGAUCAUGUCAUCACUGCCCUCGUCACCCUUGGUGAGGGUUACCACAACUUCCACCACGAGUUCCCAAGUGAUUUCCGCAACGCUAUUGAGUGGUGGCAGUACGACCCCACCAAGUGGUUCAUCUCGAUCAUGAAGUUCCUCGGCCUCGCAUACAACCUCAAGACAUUCCCCCAGAACGAGAUUGAGAAGGGCAGACUCCAGCAGCUUCAGAAGAAGCUCGACCAGAAGCGUUCCACUCUUGACUGGGGUAUUCCUCUCGAGAACCUACCCGUUGUCAGCUGGGACGACUUUGUCGCCGAGUCCAAGAACGGCAAGGCCUGGAUUGCCGUCGCUGGCAUCAUUCACGAUGUUGGCAAGUUCAUUGCUGACCACCCCGGUGGCAAGACCCUCAUCAACUCUGCCAUUGGCAAGGACGCCACUGCUGUCUUCAACGGUGGUGUCUACAACCACUCCAACGGCGCCCACAACCUUCUCUCCACCAUGAGAGUUGGCGUUCUUCGUGGCGGCUGCGAGGUAGAGAUCUGGAAGCGCGCCCAGUCCGAGAACAAGGACGUCCAGACCGUCACCGACUCCUCUGGCCAAAGAAUUGUCCGCGCUGGCAACCAGGCCACCAAGAUCCCUCAGCCCGUUUCUACUGCCGAUGCUGCGUAA
Molecule: messenger RNA, 1437 nt
Organism: Podospora anserina S mat+
Lineage: Eukaryota; Fungi; Ascomycota; Sordariomycetes; Sordariales; Podosporaceae
Exons: 2
Coding region: 1-1437 (478 amino acids)
Biological process (GO): unsaturated fatty acid biosynthetic process
Cellular component (GO): endoplasmic reticulum membrane
Molecular function (GO): iron ion binding; stearoyl-CoA 9-desaturase activity; heme binding
Source: RefSeq, a predicted model, not a curated record